AUGAAGCAAUCCAUGAAACAUUCCCCAGAGCAACAAGAAGAGUGUGUUGCCAGCACUUGUACACAAACUGCAAGGCCAAAGGAUUCAGUGGUUCAACCUUCCAUAAGCUUUUCUAGAUUGCAGCAGAUGUAUAUAAUGAAAUCAUUCAACUCAUGCACACAACCCUACAGAGAUCUCCCUGUUCUGAGAUUACUUGAAGCAAUAAGGCAAUGGGCAAUGAAGAGGAUUGGCUCAAGGUUUGACAAAGAUAUGGGCAAGGGGGAUAUGGACCUAACUGAGUAUGCCACAAAGAUUCUGCAAGCAAGAUUAGAUGAGUCUAGGCUUUGCUAUGCAACCCCUUGUGGUGGUGAUGAAUUUGAGGUUAGAGACCAACAUGUGCAUUUUCCCAUAAAGCUAACCAGAGGCACUUGUGGAUGUGGGAAGUGGCAACAUUCAGGGAUCCCUUGCAAACAUGUGCUAAGGGUUAUAUAUCACCAGAGGCUACAACCUACAGACUUUGUAGCUCCUUGCUUCAAAGGGAAGGCAUACAAGCUUACUUACGUAGAGCAUAUGCACCCAAUGCCUGACCCAAGUCAUUGGCCAUCAGUCAACCUUCCUGAGAUAUUACCACCAAUGGUAAAAAGAUCUGCAGGAAGACCAAAAAAGCAAAGAAAAAGAGGGCUAAAUAAAGCUAGAAAAGGGAAGAGGCACUCUACAGUUAAGUGCAGCUUAUGUGGUGAAUUGGGGCACAACAUGUUGACUUGUGCAUCUAGGAAAAAAACCUCAACAACUGAAGCAACCACAUCAAAGGUCACCUCUCAUCCCAAGAAGAAAUCAAAGAAAGCAGCAGCAUGA
Messenger RNA from Chenopodium quinoa (quinoa), 834 nucleotides. RefSeq lists its product as uncharacterized. The transcript is spliced from 4 exons. The coding region runs from base 1 to 834 and encodes 277 amino acids. The record is from RefSeq and is a predicted model, not a curated record. Lineage: Eukaryota; Viridiplantae; Streptophyta; Magnoliopsida; Caryophyllales; Amaranthaceae. Gene Ontology annotation, molecular function: zinc ion binding; nucleic acid binding.